AUGGACUGUUCGUCCAUUCCAGACUGUUACGCGGAGAAAGGCGAAGGUCUCAGGCUGCAGGCGAGUCACGUGGAUAAAUACGUGAGUGUUAAUAGCCUGAGGGAGUGUGAAGAGGCGUGCAAUCUUGCCUUUUUCUCCUGCAAGUCUUUCUCCUUCAGCUACUACCACAACCGAGAGCCCGAGAACUGCCUCCUGUCUCGCGAGGAUUCCUACACCCUCGACCUCAGAGACGACCGAGACUUCUACAAGGACUCUGAUUUUGUCUACUACGAGAAGGCAUCGGGGAGAGACUGCGAGUACAAGGAUGACCAUACUUACGGCACUCAGGGCGACAGCUGCUACGAACUGGUCAAGACCCGGUCUCGCAUGGACUCCCGGUACAUCAUCAGGGGCAAAGUGCUCAGGACGAGAGACCGAAGAGAGUGUGAGAUGGAAUGCGACCGGGAAUAUAACUGCAGGGGAUUCAAUUACAGAUUCAAAACUAUCGGCUACGACCAGUACCGGGACAACUGUGAACUGAGUAGCGAAGGAGCAGGAAACCGCUACAAUUUCUUGACUGAUGAAGACUUCGAUUUUUACGAGAAGUCAAGAAACUGCAGAAACUACGGCAACAAUAAUUAUGGCAACGACAACAGUAACUAUGGCAACAAUAAUUAUGGCAACAAUAAUUAUGGCAACAAUAACUACGGUUUCAGAGAUGAGUGUUUCCGCCUGGCCAAAAUCGAGACAACGAUCGAGUACCCGAGAGACCGCCUCGACGUGAGAGACAUCCGGGAAUGCGAGAUGGAGUGCAAAAGAGCAAGGAGAUUUACCUGUAAAUCAUUUGCCUUCAAGAAAUCGUCAGAAAGAGAGGGAGACUCUGAUAACAGGUACAGCAGCGGCGGGAACUGGGCCAGAGAUAACUGUUAUCUCAGUGACCGCGAGUACAGGGAACUUGGCAAUUACGAACUCUUGCAUGACAGGUCCUUUGAUUUCUACGAGCGACGUCUGUACGAUCGAGAGUGUGGCGUUGACGACAACGGUCACGGCCACGUGGACGAAGGCGGUGACAUGACAGUGAACGGAAUCCAGUGCUAUAGAGGCCGAUGUCGUGAGGACCGCGAGGGAGGCUAUUGGUUCUGCCACACGGACUUCUCUGAGGCUUGGGACUACUGCUGUAGGCCGAGGGAGGUGUGCGGCUACUCCCAGGGCUAUGAUCAAAAGUGGUGCUACGUGGGCUCCGAAGGGCGGGACCAGUGGCGCCCUUGCAAGGGUCAGGGCCGCGACCGAGACUACCUGAAGGAGGAAGACCCGCCCAUGUCAGCAGAAGCCACGACCUUUGACCCCUUCAUGAACAUGACCUCUCUUGAAGUGCUUGACCUCGGGGAUAUCUCAGGUUAAGAGGUCAUGGGGUUUUAUAAGGUUUUUUAAGUUUAAGGAUUGUAUUUUUUUCCUGUUUCUGGUCAUUCAGGGUUUUCGGAUCUUGUAGUGUUGUGUUUUGAUUAUGUGUUGAUUUGUUGUUUAUUUUUGUGUUGUAGUUGUGGUUAUUUUUUUUCUUUUAUAAACUGAACCGGAUUUUUUUUCUAUACGAGUAUAUAUAUUUUUUGGCCGAUAUUUGUGUUUGCUUGUUUGUUUCUGUAUUUUUACCUUUUAUUUUUGUUUUGUUUUUUUUUGUCUUUUUUUCGUUAAAAAAUACGCAAAAAAUGUGAGAUUCCGAAAUUCAAAUUGAAGUCCUUCCUGUCUCCUUUUAAAGUCAAUCAUUUUUGAAGUCAAUCAUUCAUUGAUGUCCGAUUUUUUUUUUUAUCUGUUAACCGGUUCAUGAUCUUAAAAAAAGGAAAAGAAAUAUGUAACACUAUAGUCGAGUGUAGACUAUAGCGAGGUUAUCUAUUCUGUUUCCAGGAAGCUAAUCUUAAACGAUCAUUGUUGAGGAAAAAAACAAUUUUCUUCAACUCCAUACAAAGGCAUAAUUAUUGUCAUAUAAAAGGAAUUUGCUGAACUUAAGGAAUGCUUAGCAAGUAUUUUAGUCUUGAACAAAGAAUAGUAUGCCAUUUUUUCCUCAUUUCAAGUGUUUAACAGCUGUCAUUUCCUGACCAGGGAGUUAAAAAUGCGAGGCUGAAGGUCAGAGCGCUCGAACAGGCAAACUAGAACAGCCCCCCCUGCUAAUUUCUCGUUUUCUUUGGCCGUAAGCAGGUCAUCCACAUUCCAUGCUACCGAAUACCGCCACGAUACUAUUUUUUUUUUUCUUUUUUCUUUUUUUAUCUCAUCAAACUUUCUUCUUCGAAAAGACAGAAACACAAUCCUUUUAAUUUCAUUGUCUUGUUCAAGUUUAUAAUAUACAUUUCCAUGACUGUUUUCGCUGUCCUUUGUGAAGUUGUAUUUGGACUAUAUAUAAAGAAG
Molecule: messenger RNA, 2376 nt
Organism: Penaeus indicus
Lineage: Eukaryota; Metazoa; Arthropoda; Malacostraca; Decapoda; Penaeidae
Exons: 11
Coding region: 1-1380 (459 amino acids)
Source: RefSeq, a predicted model, not a curated record